Messenger RNA from Hordeum vulgare subsp. vulgare (domesticated barley), 1305 nucleotides. RefSeq lists its product as uncharacterized. The annotation marks the transcript as partial. The transcript is spliced from 2 exons. The record is from RefSeq and is a predicted model, not a curated record. Lineage: Eukaryota; Viridiplantae; Streptophyta; Magnoliopsida; Poales; Poaceae. Gene Ontology annotation, molecular function: nucleic acid binding. Gene Ontology annotation, biological process: DNA integration.
AAGCCAACAUCUGCGUUGAAGACAAUCCCUCUUGUGUGGCCGUUUGCAGUAUGGGGAUUAGAUACAGUCGGUCCAUUCAGGACAGGCCAAGGAGGAUACACACAUCUGUUGGUGGCAGUCGACAAGUUCACAAAAUGGAUUGAAGCCAAGCCCAUCAAGAAGCUCGACGCCCUAACAGCCAUCAAGUUUGUCAGGGACAUCAUCUCCAGAUUCGGUGUACCUCACAGCAUAAUCACGGACAACGGGACAAACUUUGACUCGGACAGAUUCAAAGGUUUCUGUGCAAGCCAAGGUAUCCGAGUGGAUUUUGCUUCCGUGGCGUAUCCUCAAUCCAAUGGACAAGCAGAGCGGGCGAAUGGACUUAUUCUGCAAGGUUUGAAGCCCCGACUCCUGCGAGAGGUGGGACAUGCCGCUGGCGCAUGGGUCACCGAGCUACCUUCAGUGCUUUGGGGUCUGCGCACAACCCCGAACAGAUCUACAGGGCGAUCACCGUUCUUCCUCGUUUACGGAGCAGAAGCAGUCCUUCCGAGUGACUUGCUUCACAAUGCUCCACGAGUCGAACUCUUCUCCGAAGCUGAAGCAGAACAAGCAAGGCAAGACGGAGUGGACCUUCUAGAGGAGGAGCGCGAGAUGGCACUGACUCGCUCAACCAUUUAUCAACAAGAUCUACGACGUUUUCACGCACGACACGUCAGGAGUCGCACGUUCCAAGCAGGAGACCUGGUGCUCCGAGUGGAUCAGCAAAGACCUCACAAGUUGAUACGUUGGAGACGUAUCAUCCCCCAAUGGCGGCUGCCUCGCCUCGACCCCGCCAUGGGCCAUUCCAGUGAGACGCCAGCCCUUGCCUUCACCUUACUGGACCCCGCCACCGGCCUACCACCUCACCACGCCGCCCCUCUUCUCACCAACGCGGGAGAGCAACCACCCCAUCCCCCUCACCUCUCUUCCCCUCACCGGCUCGGCGACGCCGUGCUGCCUCGCAACCGCCCCCUGCGCUCUACGCCCACGCUCGUUGUGCCCCCCGUUCGGUCACGUCCACAUCAUCCCUCAGACCGUCGCGCGUGCUUCGGCGCCCCUCUCACCCCUGCCUACGCCAUCCGCCACGCGCACCUCACCCGCACCCCCGUGCGCGCCACCGUCGGUCGUUGCUGGGCCUCCACACCACCAUUGCCUCGCAAAUUCCUACCUCGGCUGGCCCCAGCCCCGCUGGCCAUGUCUUUGGCCGGUCCCGUUUUGGUUAGUGGGGCUAAACACCACCCCACUAACCCACCUUACAUGUGUAUGAGGACGGGCCCAAACUCAUGA